AUGGCUUUACUGCAGGGCUCAUGGCCACGGCUGGUGUCGCUCCUUUCAGUUAUUUCUGGCAUUCCUGUCGAACACGAGACUGGGGUGGUUGCUAAAGAAAUAACAGUAUAUGUCCCUUACGAUCUGGUUCGCAGUCCGCUACCAUCAGUUAAUCGUCAUAAGACUUUCGUGAAAUUGGGAGAAUUCAUAGUGUUCUGUCGACGUACGGAAGGAAAGAGAGGGGAUGCUGACAUGGAUGCUUUUGGUCGUGGUCGGGGUGGACUGGCGCAACGAGGACGAUUGGAAUUUGAAACAGGAAAGUACACUUCGACGCUGGAUGCUACCACUACACCGCACCAUCAGAAAAGAUUCUAUCCUAGGAGAGAUGGCAGGGACAGAAUCAACUCCUGGAACCCCUUCACUGUGACCUUUACCAACCUGCUAAGGGAGUUGGUAUCUGUGCUGCGGAGCUUCCAAUCCGUACUAUAUGGACGAAUUCCGUGCCCAAACCGGAAGGUCAUCUAUCCCUCAACUCUGGUUCGAGGUUCUUCACAUGCGCCUCACAUCCUCUCCUACCUUUUGGUUAUGAUGGAAGAACUCUCCGACUAG
Echinococcus granulosus is the source of this 588-nucleotide messenger RNA. RefSeq lists its product as hypothetical. Bases 1 to 588 code for a protein of 195 amino acids. NCBI's taxonomy places the organism in Eukaryota, Metazoa, Platyhelminthes, Cestoda, Cyclophyllidea, Taeniidae. The record is from RefSeq and is a predicted model, not a curated record. The transcript has 5 exons.